Messenger RNA from Hypoxylon trugodes, 2179 nucleotides. RefSeq lists its product as uncharacterized. NCBI's taxonomy places the organism in Eukaryota, Fungi, Ascomycota, Sordariomycetes, Xylariales, Hypoxylaceae. The record is from RefSeq and is a predicted model, not a curated record. Bases 319 to 2082 code for a protein of 587 amino acids. The transcript has 3 exons.
CUUGGAACAUUGAACUCACCCAAUGCCCUUUCACACCACAUCCCGCGCAGCCAUUUCCUAAUUCCUAUUCCCAUGGGAUUUCCUAUUCAAAUCUUCCAACUACAAUUCAUUGACCUCUCUCCACUUCGCCAACCUCGUCAACUUUAACAUCUCUAAUAUACACCCGUUGAGGUUCAGCUCAUUCCGUAGACAAUUCAUCGUUACAUUUCCGACAACCGCCUCGUUGUCCUGCUUGGCUUGAUUACAUCGGCCGCCAUCUGGCUUGCUGAUGUGUGAUCUAUUCUUUGACGCCCACGCCUAGACCCUUUGCGUCUCUUAAUGUCGGGCGAUCAUUCCGACCAGUCCCCUUCAAGCCCAGGACCUUUCAGCACCGCCGACGAAAUAGUACGAUCCAUACUCGAUGCUGAUGCUUCCCCGUCCGAGAUCAGUCCCUCCGGAGAGUUAUAUCGGGCUAUAGAGAGGUAUUAUCCUUAUACUCGACCUAGUAACGCACUACUCGGUAGUCGCCGGGGUCGCCUGCCUCUGAACAAUUCGGCAAGCAGCAGCAUGCCAUUUGACCCUGCCGAGGUGCGGCAAAGAUUCUCAAGAGAACCGCAAAGUUCUGACGCAUCGCCUCUUUAUAAUCUACCCCCGUCUGCUCCUUAUCUACCGCCGUUACGAUCUUUGACAAGUACUCGACGACCGUCGCCCAUGUCUGGUUCUGGUCUUCCAAGUGGACGGCAUGCGCGAGCACGCCCAGCAGAUCGCUAUUCAGCAAGACUCCGAGGUGCACAUGAACCUCGAAAUGAAGCUGGGGAGGAAGCGGCCGAAUUCUGGGAGCGUCUUGAGCCUUUUGACCGGCUUCAGCGUGGUACACGGCGCCCCGCCGCAGCACAAUUACGCGAUACACAAUCUCCUUUUGACGAGGAACGUUCACGAGAGGAUACCAAUUCGCAACUACGCGCGCUCUUAGAUUUCACCAAUCCCGAUCUUUCGUUUUCGUCACCGCCGCCACCUCCGCUACCAACAGCCCAAGAUUCUACAGAGGACAACCGACGGGUCAAACGGCGCAAACUAGAUUCGGAUCGCCUCUCUAGCGGUUUUCAAGGUUUUCGCUAUGGGAAAUAUGGUCAGGUGGAACCAGGUCAGUUGACUAUGGAACUUGUAAGCUGUGAUGGUGGCAUAUACUCGGAUGACGGUCACCGGUAUGCCGCCGAGAAUAUUCUCAAGAAUGACCAGACAGUCUACUGUACUGAAGGCCCGAGAUGUAAUAUUAUUCUAAGGCAUCAGGGCGCUACGGUCUUCACACUGAAAGAGUUGAUCAUCAAGGCACCUAGGUCAAAUUUUACCUCUCCUGUGCAGGAGGGCAUGGUGUUCGUUUCGAUGACUUCUGAUCAUCUACUAACGCGGACGGCCCAGUAUCAGAUUCAAUACUCUUCUAGGAAUUCGCCUAGGCGAAUGGAGCGGGAGACACAACCGCUAGCACCUAUAAUGUCUAUUAGGCAUAAUGAUGACGGGACCACUAUGACGCAUGCGCAGAUUCGAGCGAGACGUUUAUAUAACAUUGGUAUGGACGAUGAAGAUAACAACGUGCGAAUCGCUCAGAUUCCUUCUGAGUUCAACGUAUCGCCGCCCCCCUUUGUGGUUACCACGGAAUGCAGCGACGACGAAGCAGACGAACCAACACCGAGAGGAGAAUGGCGACCGCCUAAUAGAAUAGGCGCGUUGCCAUUUGAAAGUGAGACGAGCGACGAAGAGGGGAAUAUAAAUGACUAUUCCUUUAGUGAAGCUUAUCAUAGGUUACGAAGACGGCGAAAUCGACCUAGCGCGGCUCUAACAGAAGCAGUAGAAGCUGCGCAAGUAGCGACACAAGAAGCCGUCCGCGCGGUGGGCGGAGAGUUGAUGGUUCCGCACGCACGAUUCUUCAUCGAGCGUAAUAAGAGCAAGUGUACCAUUAAAUUCGAUCCUCCAGUAUCUGGAAGGUUCAUAUUGUUAAAGAUGUGGAGUCCGCAUCGCGACCCGGGGGCGAAUAUUGAUAUCCAGGCGGUGGUGGCUAAAGGGUUUGCUGGACCGAGAUAUUUCCCAUCUGUCGACGUACGAUGACGGGUUUAAGAACUUAUGUAUCUAUAUGGGUCUCUCAAAGGGGGAACAUUCAACAAAUAAUAGGUUUAAUUAGCUAUGCUAUACGCUUACGAGUGAA